AUUAUAUAAAAGCCAAAAACAGAAUUAUAGUUCAAAAAAUUUAUUUCUAAUUCUCCUUAUUCACUAUAUUUUAUAGAAAAUGUUUAUAGUUUCUAGUAUUAUUAUAUUAUGUUCAACAAUCAUAUUGAUCCUGUUCCAUGUUCGAAAAAAAUAUUAGAGAAAUAGUAGCAGUUUCACGAAAUGGAUAACAAAACCGAUAUCUAAAGUUUAAUAUGAUACUCACGCUUUGAGAGUGUACAUCGAAUGAAAGGAAGAUGAUGACAGAAUAAUUAAAGUGUUUGUCAGUCUCUAAUAGUAUACCAUGUAACUCGCGGAAAUAAUUAUCGAUGACCGACGAGGAACUUCCGCUGUCAAGAUUGGAAACUAAGUGCCCAGGUAAGUGACACUUUGUAAUGAUUAUUCUAUUUUACGACGGAAGGAAGAUCUAAAUAUAACAAAUAAGUUAACUUUCAUGUUCAAUGACUAAACUGUUUUGGCGGAAAAUAUAAUUGUUUUUAUAGUGACAUAUUUCUGUCAUUUUGUAAUCAUACAAGUAAAUUAAUUAUCACCGAAUUAAAAGAGAAGACGAAGUUACACGAAAUCUGACAUUAUCAUACUGUUAUUCCGUAGUUAAUAAAAACUCUUUACAUCAUUACUAAAAACCUGUUACAUCACCAUACGUGUUUCUGAUUUUCAGAGUGAAUGUUAAUACGCAAUGACGACUUAUAUAAAAAAUAAUUGAUAUACAAUGGAAACGUAGAGCAAGCAAUUGAUUACGAAUUCAAUGUCCAGGAUGAGUCAGGAAACGCCCGCGAGCCAAUCUGCCAGUCGUUACAAUUCGAUGCACAGUUAAUGGCAAUUGUCUUGUUAUUACGCGAAAGGUAAAAUACAACUUCUAAAUUAUAUCUACCUCCAAUCGAGACUCUUUCCGCUCCCCGCAAACUACGAUCGGGAUACAAGCCGGCGUCUGCUAAACGACAUACUUUCUCUAUUCCAUAUCCUCAGAAAGACAAUAGAGGUAAAGAGACCAUCGGACAUAAUGGUUUUGAUUUCAUUCUGCAUGGACGACAUACGAUGAAAGGUGAGAGUCAUCAAACUCGAUUCCCAAUCAAAUAAUUUUUUUAUCUAAUUUAAAAUGAAUAUUAUUGAAAAAUUGAAAAAAAGACAUAUUAGAUAUCAAAGAAAAAGAAUCCAAUUAAUACGGAUAGGAUAAUUACAGUUGUAUGGAUGACAAACAUUUGAAAGGUUUCUUAGACGGAGUUAGAACACCUGUUGCAUUAAGAGCAUUUUUUUAUAUAUUUAUACAGCGGAUACCUUUACUUUCGAUAAUGGAUGCAUGGUGAUAAGCGCGUCGAUUAACGGAGAAAAUCGAUAUUCUAAAGAAAUAGCGCAUGUUACAUGUCGCGACUUUCGUUCGCGUGAUUCGACUUGCGAAUUUUGACAACGGUAACACCUCGAGCCCUUCCUUUUCCGCCUUUCUACAAUACAUUUCGCGAAGUGCAUCCGAUGACCCCUAAUUGCAUUCUACGUCGCGAAUUUCGGCUCGCGUUCGUGACAAGCUUAAGUUAAAACAAUGGAAAUUAAGGAAAGCAAGUAAACAGUUCCACGAAUGCAACAAUUUAGCAAUCUGACGCAAUAAAAUGCUAACAAUAUCAUUUUUCUGUAUCGUUACACCUUUUUAUGAUAUGUUCGUGACAUUGCAUCUACUAUGUUGCGUGAUUUCUGUAUUAACUGUAUUUACUCUUAAUGCAAGUAUAAUUUAACCCAUACUCAUUAGAAGUGUAUCUAUACAUGUGUAUCGCAAUAUUGAAAUUAAAAUAUUACUAUAUUAAAAGUUAACUUAUUUUAAUAUUAAAAUUCAAAAGCAUAUCGCGAUUAUAAAGUCGCAAAUUUUAACAAAAUGGGUUUUAUACUUGAUCGUAUUUUGUGCAUGAUAUUAAUAUAAUUAGAUAAGAGAAUAUUAAUAUAGGAUUUGGACAAUAAAUAUGAAAUAUUAAAACUAACAUUUUAUUAUGACAAUUUUUUUAUGUGAUUCUCACAGUUAUAUUUUUGUCAAAAUUUUGGAAUCUCACUUGCGUAAGAUAGAAUACAAUAUGAUUACAUAAUCUUAUAAUUUAAUGUAAAAUGGAAUGGUCAUAUCAAGAACAAGAGAAACAUCAAUUGCUGAUCAUCUCGUUAUUUGACGUUAAUCUAUUUUUUUAUUACUUAACGCACAUAAUGAGACAGUAUAAAAUCAACUUAAUUAUUAUUUUUAACGAAAUCACGCGCGAGCGUCAAUUUUGGCAAACGCAACCCGGCAAGGUGGAUGUCACUUUCUUGAUAACCGGCAAAGUGGGAGUCUCUAUAAAGAGAGGAUAUUCCACGACGAUGGUCAGUGAGUUCAGUGAGAGUGCCGUGAUCAUUUCGCCGUACCGUGAAAGUCAAAUAUGAAGCUGACGGGAUUCUUGACAGUGACGGCAUGGUGCUCGAUAAUCGUGGUUCGAUCGGAAACCAUGGACGUCGACCAGGAAACGUUGCUGAAGAGGGCGGCCGAGCAGCUCGAUCGAUUAACGCCGUAUCGGAAGACCGGCGGAUCGGAAGAGAGCGCGGAGAUCAAUCUGACGGACUUGCUGGAGAGCUGGAAACCCGUCGCGGAUCAGAAUCACUUGGACGGGACGAAGAACGACGCGGAUCAAGGUGUACCUUGGGAGGUGCUCGAGAUGCUGCCGGAACAAUCGGAAUCGGGAGAAACGGAAGAAACGGAGUCGGACGCAACGAAGCGAGCGGACGAUAACGAGGGAAUGUUAACGAUCGGCGUUAUCACUGAUCCGCAAUAUGCUGCGAUGAUGCAGGAGAGGAUCAAGAGAGGCUACAACUCUGGAUCUGCUAGUCUCCUGACCAGCAUAGCGGGUGGAGUGCUCAGCGGCGUCGCGAGUGCAUCCAGCAGUUCCGCGGGAAAAGCAUCGGCCAGUAGUUCGGAAUACAAACCGACCUAUAGCGCACCAGGGCACUAUUCGUAUGGACAACAGCCUUUCGGUCCUUGGGACUUCAAGAAAGCAAUCUUCGGCACGCUCUUCCAAGCACUUAAGGCUAUAGGCGGUGGCGUACUAGCUCUGAAGGGUCAACUGGUCAAGGGCAGUGGUUACCUGUUAGCGGCUAAGAGCAAAGUCUUCGGCAAAACUGGUGACGCUAUCACAUAUUAUGGUAAACAGCUAGCAGCUAGCGCAUUGACGGAUACAAAACCUCCACCGGCCUAUUACCCUCCACCGAUCCAGCAUAUAGAACAUGAUCCUAGUUAUCAGGGACCACCGCCAAGCCUCGACGAUUACUCUGAAGCAAAUGAGUACGCACAUGAGACCUACGGCGUGCCGUCAGAUGACAAUGAUCAGGGUGGCCUGCUGAUCGUGACGCCGACAAAAUCUGACCUGGACGAGCACAACGACCAACACACGGACGUGCAAGCAAAGCCGGAUCUCGCCUCGUUGGAGGAAAGUUUCGGCGGACCAACCAAGGGCAGCGUCAUCACGAAUUUCUUGAGCAGCAUACCGAAAGGCAUCGCCAGCACAUCCGGGACGAAGGAUCAACCGGUCGUCACUCAGGACAACAACAACGUAGCUCCUUAUUCCACCAUUCAGCAUCCAGCCCCGGCAUUAGGCACGCUGGACCAUCAUUACACCACGAACCAUGACAAUCCAGUUCAGAAUUACGAACAACCUUAUCACGCCGGGCAAGAUGCUUAUCAGCUACCCCAGCUCCCCCAGACUGCAUUACCGCAUCAUCAUCACUUCCCAAAUCUGGACGAUGUGAAUCUGGGGAUUCAACCAGGCGCGGGGUACCCUCCGUUGCACCUGCAAUAUCCGGAUCUGCAGGGUGCCCUGCUGAAUUCGCCCAAGCUGCCGCAUGAUGAUGGCGCGUCCGUUUACUCGAGCCUGUCUAUAGAUACCGAGCCGCAGAUCGCAUCGCUGAAAGUACAUUCGAAUGCUCUCGAUCUGCCCAAGUUACAGGGUCAUGUGGACUUUCACGGGCAGCCGCACUUUGCGAAUCAUGUGCAUGACAGCUUGGGCGGUCCGUUAAGGAUAUCGCUUCUGAACUCGAAGCCAGCAUCCUACUAUUGGCAGACACACGGCUCGUUACCAACGCCGGGCUUCGACACGUUCCAUCAGUUUCACAAGAGGAACGCCCAUAACAGACGGAUGUUCGCCAAGCGACUCGCGCGUUACUCGUCGUUACAGAGGCGUCAUCGGGUCUAAGGUCGAAGCAGGUAACGCGUCGGUGCGAAUACGCGAAGUGGUCUACACGCUCGCGUAUUAUCCAUAUCCGGUACGUCACAAGUACAGAUACAGUCGCAAGUACAGAUCGUUGUAUCCU
Molecule: messenger RNA, 4326 nt
Organism: Ooceraea biroi (clonal raider ant)
Lineage: Eukaryota; Metazoa; Arthropoda; Insecta; Hymenoptera; Formicidae
Source: RefSeq, a predicted model, not a curated record